Molecule: messenger RNA, 1256 nt
Organism: Ceratitis capitata (Mediterranean fruit fly)
Lineage: Eukaryota; Metazoa; Arthropoda; Insecta; Diptera; Tephritidae
Gene: WRNexo
Product: Werner Syndrome-like exonuclease
Exons: 6
Coding region: 136-1062 (308 amino acids)
Biological process (GO): nucleobase-containing compound metabolic process
Molecular function (GO): nucleic acid binding; 3'-5' exonuclease activity
Source: RefSeq, a predicted model, not a curated record
UUGGGACAGUUGUUUUGCAGAAAUAAUUCUGUUUGUUUGUUUUCGCUAAGUGGUUUGUUUGUUACAAUUUCUAUAUUGACUACGAAUAUAAAAAAACUCAACUCCACUAAUUUAACAACCAUAAUUAAUAAUACAAUGAGUACUCGACGCAGAAAGCUAAAUCAAGAUGAGGAUGCCGCGGUAGUGCCCAAAGGUAAAGAAAAUGUUUUACUGGAUGAUAAUCCGCCCAAACGAUGCAGUGCGCGCUUGACACGAAAUACACGCUCAAUGGCCGAGGAUGAAAUCGCUAUACCAGAAGAAAUAGAAAUUAAAAGAAAACUUCCAUUUAUAAAUUUUAAAGGCUCCAUCCAUUAUUAUACGCAAGGUCAUGAAAUAGCUGAAGCUUCUGAUUUGAUUAUGCAGUGGGUAGAAAAGCAAGUACACGUUGACUUAGUGCCCAUGGCUUUUGACAUGGAAUGGCCUUUCUCAUUUCAAACUGGACCUGGUAAAUCUGCUGUCAUACAAAUUUGCGUGGAGGAGCAUAGUUGUUAUGUAUUCCAAUUGACCAAUUUGAACCGCCUGCCAGCUGCGCUGAUGGCUUUGCUGAAGCAUCCCAAAGUUCGUUUGCAUGGCGUUAAUAUAAAAAAUGACUUUCGUAAGCUGGCUCGUGAUUUUCCAGAAGUGAAUGCAGAGCAUCUUAUUGAGAAGUGUGUUGACUUGGGGGUUUGGUGUAAUCAGGUGUGUCAAACUGGCGGACGCUGGAGUCUGGAGCGUUUAGCAAAUUUCAUUGUUGAACAAGCUGUGGACAAGAAUAAAAAAGUUCGCAUGAGUAAAUGGCAUGUUGUUCCACUCGACCAAAAUCAAUUAUUGUACGCAGCCAUUGAUGUCUAUAUUGGUCAAGUUAUUUACCGAGAGCUGGAGAAACGUGAGCAGAUCAAAAUGAAAAACGAAAUAGAAUUCAAAGAAAGGAAUGGCGAAGCAGCUUUCAAAGCCAUUAAGGCUCUAGGCGAAACAUUUUUAAAUAAAACAGAAGAGUUGACAAAAUCGGAAACUGCAAAGGAAGAUGUUAAAACAAUCGAAUAAUAAUAUUUUUUGUAGUUAGAUUUAAAGAAACAGCAUUUAUGAAAUUUUAAUAUAUAUACAUUAAGACUAUUGAGCGAUGAAAUUAUAUUGUCUAGUUCUUUUUUGAUUAUCUAUCGCUCAUGAAUAUUUAACUACUAGUGUUAUAAACUAAAUAAAAAAUGUACUUUGCCAGCAAUGUUUAAAUGACCAAAAUA